ACUACAACCAUGCCCUUCAUCGCUGCCUCUCUUUUGCACCACAAUAUAGCAAUCUCUUCAAAGUAUAAAACCGUCUUUGCAGUUGGAUAAUCAAAUAAUUACUAGACAAAUAAAUUAGCUUAAGUAUAGGAACCAUUUAUUGGUUGUCCUAGACGCAUUUCAGACACCUUCAGAAGCCAUAACCCUGUCUUCAGACAAGAGAUACCAGAGUUCUUCAGCCAUGGGCAAAUCCACCGUCAUUGAAAGAUGGUGGCUUGUCACCUUCGCAAGCUUUAUAGUCGUCCUUCUCUUUUUCCUCAAUCACAGCCCCGGUAGCAACAAUAUAUCAGUGCUUCAAAAUCUGACAAUGCCAAUUACAGCUACCAAUGGGCUCGCCAUGCCUACCAUGCUGUCUCCUUUGCCCCCAAACAUUACUGAGAAUGAGGAACCAGAAAAAUCUCCUAAUCAGUUUCCCAUGUCCAAGUUGCAAUCUUGCAUACCACAGAACGAAAACAAAGAUUUCACUGAAACAUCCUCUUCGCAGAUUCCUUUGUCAGGCUUGCAAAAUCCAAAACUGCCCGACUUGUCUGAUUUUGUGAAACAGGCAACCCCUUCUCUUCAGGUUACCAUUUCAGGUUUGCAAGAGGCAAAACGACCAUCAGAAAUAACUGAUAAAGUUGAAGCAACAACAACAUCUUCUUCUCAGACUCCUUUGUUAGACGCGCAACAUCACGAACCAUCCAAAUACAAUGAUGAUGAGGAACCAAUUACAACGGAGAAAGAAGGAAAAUGCAAUAUCUUCGAAGGAAAAUGGGUUUACGAUCCUAGGGAAAGUCCACUAUACGACGCGGCAAUGUGUCCAUUUUUUAGUGAUACAGUGAGCUGCCGAAGGAAUGGACGGCCAGACAGGGAAUAUGAAAAAUGGAGGUGGGAAGCUAAUGACUGCAAGAUUCCUCGGUUUAACGCCAAGGACAUGUUGGAGAGACUGAGAGGGAAGAGAGUUGUAAUAGUUGGGGAUUCGAUCAACUUUAGCCAAUUUGAAUCUCUUGCUUGCCUUUUGUAUUCUGCUAUACCUGAUCGAUCUUAUGUCGAUGCUCGGAGUCGGGUCUUCAGGGCAGAGUCUUAUAACUUGGUUAUUCAGUCUCACUGGGCUGAAUUUCUUGUGGAAGUCAUACUGAACAAAACAGAUGGCAAAAAGACUUUAAAACUCGACUCACUUGUCCCCACUGCCUGGAAAUGGAAAGAUGCUGAUAUUAUGGUGUUCAACACUGGUCACUGGUGGGUGAACCGCAAAAGGUGGGACUGGUUUCAGUACAAGCGGAAAGUGUUCGAUGAUAUGAAGAUUGAAACAGCGUUUAAGGUUGCAAUGAAGACUUGGGCUCGUUGGAUAGACAAAAACGUAGACACUAACAAAACAAAAGUCUACUUCAGGAGCAUGUCCCCGCCGCACUUUGGGAAGGACUGGUGCUACAAAGCAACCAAGCCCAUCAUGGAUGAGUCCUACCAAUUAACAUUCGGCAAAUCACUAAAAGAAAUUGUUGAGAAAACACUGGAAGGCAUGAGGACGCCGGUGAAGUACUUGAACAUCACAAAACUAAGCGAGUACCGGGCCGAUGCCCAUUCUUCCAUUUACGGAACAAAGCAAGGGAAAUUACUGGUGGCGACAAAACAAAAACCCCCAGCGAUGGUGGCUGAUUGUAGCCACUGGUGUUUGCCUGGUGUUCCUGAUACGUGGAACCACCUACUUUAUGCAUCUAUGGUCUUAGAUAGCUCUAGGGACAUUUCUACUUCCUGAAAUUCAAUUCGGUUUUUUUUUGUUAAUUUCUUUCUUUUCUUUUAAAAAAUUUGGUCAGAAGUGAUAAUGAUCACUGUGGAAACCAGAAGAUGCUAAAAUUGGAUUAAUGCGAACUGUCACUUGACAUUGAUACCAACAAAGAAAAGGAGCCUUCAGAUUUGACUCGCUACUCCAGGGAGAGACUGAGUUUGAAGUCGGUUCAAUAAUUACUACUUCAUUUCAGGGUUAGUUAUUUGCAUCAGUCCAUAUUGCAGUCAUCGUCUGUUGUUUAAUCAGGAAAGUUCGAUUACUUCAUUGAACCCAAGCCACGGCAUCCAAAGCAUUCCUUUCAUGAAAUUUCAAAUAUAUGUAUUGUAAUAAAUUGGUUA
Molecule: messenger RNA, 2142 nt
Organism: Theobroma cacao (cacao)
Lineage: Eukaryota; Viridiplantae; Streptophyta; Magnoliopsida; Malvales; Malvaceae
Product: protein trichome birefringence-like 43
Cellular component (GO): Golgi apparatus
Molecular function (GO): O-acetyltransferase activity
Source: RefSeq, a predicted model, not a curated record